AUGGAUCGCCCCGAGCCAGGACUCGUCAAGUGGUCUCCCAAUGCCUCAAUCGACAGUUUUGUGCAUAUCAACCUGCAGCAUCGUGUUGUUCAGCUCUAUGAGCCCACUGGCCACGCACGCGCCGGGAGGUUUGACUAUACCAAGGUCAGCAGGCACGAUGACUUUCCUCCUCUCACGACGUAUGACUGGUCUCCCGAGAAUCCAAAUCUGCUAGCUGUCGGUACCGGCGCCGGAAUCGUGAAUCUUUUGAGGAUAGACGAUAGCUCCAAUGCAUAUGUCGAGCUGGGGCUCAAAAUGGCGCGGACUUGCCAAGCCGUUUCCUUCAACACGACUGGCCUUUUGGCCGUAGGUUUGGACCGUGUUCGAAUGGACCAAAGUCUACAAGUGUGGGAUGUCCACCGUCUGUCGUCCGUGACAUCCGCAGGGAAAGGUUUCCCUGAUCAUUGGGGCACUCUUGCGGAACCCAAGAGAGUUGAGCCCAGUGUAUCGGUUUCAAGCAUCAAGUUCUUUGAAGAUAGUCCCCAAGUACUAGCAGCGGGCAUCAAGGGCCAGGGAGUCAGGAUACACGAUCUUCGUGCCAUCGACUACGCCGAUCAAAACUACUUUGCAUCCUCAGCUCUGGACCAUCCUGGAGUCAUGAUAUGGGAUCGAAGAGCAACCUCUCGCCCCGUAGCCUCUCAUACCUACGCCCAAGCUGUUGAAGAAGAUGAGCUGCCAUGGGGCGGUGCCUUGCGCCUUGACACAGUUGUUGAUACCGAUUCCGAGUCCUCCAUGGCCGAGGAUAAGCACGCUCUCAUUCGUUCCCUUCGUUAUUGCCGUGACCAUCGCGGUCUUCUAGCCGUUUUAUCACGUACUGGUCAGCUCAAGGUCCUGGAAACUAACAAAGAACUCCCAUCGUCAGACGCCGUCCCUCACGAGGGCCCUGAGCUGCUCAAGGUACAGCGAUCUCAUGAAAUGGAUGUCUCAUACCGCGACAACUCUAGGAAGAAUGACAGAAUUGUGUCGUUUGAUUGGGUGACGUUGGGCUCACCAGCAUUGCGACCUAGACUUUUGGUCUUGCGAGCAAAUGGGGGAUUUGAUAUCUUGGAGCAGUCCUCUCGCACAGCCGAUCAUAUUUUCAAGCUUGUGCCUUGGCAAGCCCCCCAUCGCGGCCUUGAAGAGAAUACACCGUACCAAGAUUUAAUGCGUUUUGAGGCCACACAGGCUCCAAAGAUGCUCGCCCCAAUCAUCAUUGAGAAAAAUUUGUCCGAUGUUUCAAUAUUUGGACCGGACAAGGUGAAUGUUGAGGCAAGCAUUGAGAAGGCUCUAGACCCCAAAACACCAAUUUCAAUUGCUGUCAAGGCUGUGGGUGAGAUCUCUGCGCCUUUGCCCGAGUCUUUCGAAAAGGCCGAGACGAUUGCAGAAAAACUUCGCAGUCUUCGCAACUAUGUACGCGAUGAGAGCUCUCUUCCCGACUCGCCUGAUGAGGGCAGGCCGCAUGCCAGCGAUGUAAGGCGGCUAGGUAAUGGUAGACCUGGCUCCGCAUCCAUCAGCUCCAACGGGAUUGGCUCUUGUAGAGAAAUCCAUGAAGCACUUCUAGGUACUCUUUCAUCUUCAUCUGGGCUUCCCAAAGCAGCACAAGCUGUGGUGGAUCAUGUUAAGCUCUUUCGUGCCAAGGAGAGAUAUCUGUUCGAUGCUGUCACCAAUAGGAAUGUGACAUCAGAUGACCCUUGGAAGAGGUUUGUCUGGGAUUGGAUUGGCGAUGCGGAGCGAGCCGCGGAUGAUGGCGGUUUAAUGCUCUCUCACGUAGAUCUCAGUUACUUGGGAGUGCAUGCAAUAUGGACAAACAAUCUCGGCCGAAAUCCAACAUCUCGCCUGUCUCCAGGUGCCCACGUUCCCGAUGCCUAUACCUGGGAGCGUUCCAUUGGGGCAUAUUGCAAGAAGCGUCAAUUGCCCAAGUUUGACGGCGUGGCGACGAGAAAGCCUCACCAUCGCCAGCUAUGCCUUGAAAUAUGCGGCUGGGGCGAUGACCAGAACCAUGACCCAAGCGGCCUGGAUCGGGAAGCCGACCCGGAAUAUCCAGCCGGCAUUCAUACAACGGCAGCCUCCCGAGCUCUCUUCAGGGGUGACACACAACUGGCUGUGGAGAUCUUGAAGGAGGCCAGCCCAUCGCAUCCUGAACUGCUCUUUGUUUCAUUGGCUCUGCAGCUCAUAGGCCGGGAGGGUAAUCAGCUUCCUAAAGAGAAAUUGGACAUUGACGAGGCAGUUGCGUCAAAGACGGAUCCGUAUCUUCGGGCGAUAUCAUCCCUGAUAGCCACUGGCGACUGGACCAUCAUAGCUAACCAGUCUUCCUUGCCCCUUGCAGAUAGAGCUUACGUUGCGUUUCGCAACUUCACUGAUGACCAGCUUACGGCCUGGCUGAACGAGCAAGUCUCCCGCGCCGUGAAGGAGGGAGACAUCGAAGCCAUCUGUCUGACUGGCAUCACCGACACUAUGGUGGACAUCUUUGCGCGCUACGUGGAAAAGUUCAACGACUUCCAGACAGCCACGCUCGUCAUGUCCAUCUGCGCUCCUCGGUACAUUGACGACAUCCGCUGCCGAGCAUGGCGCAACGCAUAUCGCGCCUAUCUCCAGCGCCAUCGCUUCUUCUUCCAGCGGACAAAGUUCGAGGUCGAGUCCACCAAACGCUCCAAGCGCGAUGGCGUCCCUGCGCUCAAGCCGUCGUCGCGCCAGAUCGCCCUCCGCUGCGUCUACUGCGACGCCAGCACGUCUCUCGCCAACCAUCACAACGCAGCGCCCGUGGUGCCUUCGUCCACCAUGGAGACGCGCAACCCCAUGCUCGCAACCAGCAUCAACUCUGGCGUCAGCUGUCCCAAUUGCGGGAGGCAUCUCCCUCGCUGCAUUCUCUGCUACGAGGUUGUCGGCGUGCCGCGCUCGGACAGGCCAGAGGAGAGGGAGGAGACUCGCAUGGCCAGCAGGUUUCCAACGUUUUGCCUCCGCUGCGAGCAUGUGUUGCACUUGGAUCACGCGAGGGAAUGGUUUGCGAGACACGCCGAGUGUCCGGUGCCAGAAUGUCGCUGCCGCUGUAGUUUCAGGGCCAAUCCGGAGUUGAACUAUCAUUAA
Messenger RNA from Trichoderma aggressivum f. europaeum, 3102 nucleotides. RefSeq lists its product as uncharacterized. NCBI's taxonomy places the organism in Eukaryota, Fungi, Ascomycota, Sordariomycetes, Hypocreales, Hypocreaceae. Gene Ontology annotation, biological process: positive regulation of TORC1 signaling. The coding region runs from base 1 to 3102 and encodes 1033 amino acids. Gene Ontology annotation, molecular function: protein binding. The record is from RefSeq and is a predicted model, not a curated record. The transcript has 5 exons. Gene Ontology annotation, cellular component: cytoplasm.